AUGUUUCUGCAAGAAGCAUGCCUUAGGAAUUUAACAUAUGCUGCUCCUCUUUAUGUCAACAUAAAAGAAGAGACAAUGAUAACAGAUCCUAGAAUGCCAGAAAACAGAGAAAAAGCAAUAUUAAAUGAAAUUUUUGAUGAAGAUGAUUUAAAAUAUGACCCUGAAGAAACAUCAUAUGAUGUAGAAAAGAUUCCGGUUAUGUUAAAAUUAACAUUUUAUGUGUUACAAGGUUUAGAUGACAAGAGUCUUUAUGCUUUGAAUGAAUGUCCUUAUGAUCAGAGUGGUUACUUUAUUAUAAAUGGUUCUGAAAAAGUGUUGAUUGCACAAGAAAGAAUGAUGUUUAUGUUUUUGAAAAAUCACUGCCUUCACCUUAAUAUAUAUAUAUAUUCAUUCACAGCUGAAAUUAAAAGUGCUAUAGAAAAGGGAUCCAAAUUAAUCAGUUCAUUAAUGAUUAAGCUUUUAGCUAAAACAGCUGAGAAAUAA
Rhizophagus irregularis DAOM 181602=DAOM 197198 is the source of this 483-nucleotide messenger RNA. RefSeq lists its product as uncharacterized. NCBI's taxonomy places the organism in Eukaryota, Fungi, Glomeromycota, Glomeromycetes, Glomerales, Glomeraceae. The record is from RefSeq and is a predicted model, not a curated record. Gene Ontology annotation, biological process: DNA-templated transcription. Gene Ontology annotation, molecular function: ribonucleoside binding; DNA binding. Gene Ontology annotation, cellular component: RNA polymerase II, core complex.